ACUUCUCGUUCUUGGUUUCUUCGUCCUUAAUUCUUCCCCUUGGGGAUCAAGAGAACGCCACGAUCCUUUUGAUCCCGCACUCGAGUCUGGCUAUACUUGUCGCCCUCUUCGCCUUCGUCUUUGGAUCCUAUGAACGCGUCCAAGUUCAUGGACAAGCAGAUCAUGGAGCUUUCCGGAUCAUCGGUGCCUGCUGACAAGUUCUUCGACCUCCUCAACCCCCAGGAAGACCAUCAGAUAGACGGCGCCGCCUCCGGAGGAGGAAGCAGCGUCAAGAAGGAGCAGCAGCAGGGAGAGAAGGCCGAGAUCUUCCCUAGCUAUGAGUUUCACCCCAUCCGGGCCGUCGGAUCUUCCUCUCCCCCGACCACCGGCGGCGGCCUUGGUGGCUCCUGGCCCACCUGGGGCUCCGUCGAUUCCAAGCUGGCCUCCUUCAAUCUCCAGAAUGCUGGUAUUCUGGAGCCCCACGAACCAACAAAAGCUAGCCAUCAGAAAGAAAAGAGUACAUAUGAUGUUGCAAUGGUGGCUGAGAUUGACACUACAGUGAAAAGAUACGCUGAUAAUUUGAUGAAUGCUUUGGAAGGUGUUAAUUCAAGACUGCUGCAACUUGAGAAUAGAACUCACCACCUGGAAAACUCUGUGGAUGAGCUCAAGGUGGCUAUUGGAAAUAAUAAUGGCAGCACAGAUGGAAGAUUAAGGCAAUUUGACAAUAUUUUGAGAGAGGUACAAUCUGGGGUGCAAAUUCUGCGGGACAAGCAGGAUAUCGUGGAGGCACAGCUGCAUCUUGCACAGUUAAAAGCUUCCAAAGGGGAGCAACAGCAGCAGCAAAAUUCAAAGACUGUGCAACCAGAUUCUCGGCAACAUGAGGUACCUGCAUCACAACAGCCCAUCCAACAAUCCUAUCAACAACCAGUUCCACCUGCACAACCAACUGUGCUUCCUGCUCCGCAAGUGCCAAAUGCUCCGCCACCUGCACCACAACAAAUCCCACCUCUCCAUAUGCAUCCUCAGUUACCUCAACCUCAAGUUCCUUCUGUCCCGUCUUUACCGCGAGAGUCUGGCUUCCCCCCAGCUGCUCAGCACGCAGAAGCUACACACCAACAGUACCAAGUGCCAGUUCAGCAUCCUCAGGCAGCACCACCUCCACCACCAUCUGGACCACAACAUUAUCAGCCUCCUCAUCUUCCACAGUAUUCUCAGCCACCCCAAUCACAACAUUCUGUUAAUCCCACGCAGCAGCAGCCACCCCCUAUACCUCAGCACGCUGAAGAAUCUGCACCAUAUGCGCCUCCACCUCAGAGCUAUCCCCCAAGCAUCUACCAACCUGCCACUUUUCCUCAGCCACCGAGUGGGCCACCUCAACAAUUUUUUGUCCCCAACUCCAGCAUGUAUGGACCACCUACAAGCAAACCAAACUCAGGGCCGCCACCUUCUUCUGGCUAUGGACCACCAACAGGUCCUAGUUACUCUGAUUCUGCUUACGGAGGGUUGCCUUCCGGCCAAAGCAGCUCUCCGAUGAAACACUUCACUCCCUCAGUCCCAUCUGGUGGAAGCAGCAACUAUCCACGACUUCCUACGGCCCGCAUCUUACCACAGGCACCACAAACUGCCUCUGGCUCUAGUAGUCCUUCAGGAACUAGAUUGCCAAUUGAUGACGUGGUGGAGAAAGUUGCUACGAUGGGAUUCUCGAGAGAUCAAGUCAGGGCAACAGUGAGGAAGUUGACAGAGAACGGGCAGUCGGUUGAUCUGAAUGUGGUGCUUGACAGACUCAUGAACGAUGGUUGAGGUCCAGCCUCAGAAACAUUGAUUUGGGCGGUGACUGUUGUCGAAGCUUUCUAUCAUCUACUGUAUAUAGCAGCCAUGUGAACCUAAAUCUCUUGCAUCCUUCUGUCGCCAGAUCAGUGGUUCGAGGAACGUGAGUCGGAUUCUAUUGCUCUUUUCUUGGAUUGCAUGCUUCUUUUGCUAAAUCUUUCGAGGCGCUGAUGACUACCACCAAUCUGUUGUUCAUCUUAUUGCAAUGUUUGACAGUUUUCCGCUCUUUCAAGAUUCUAUCAAUUGUGUAUCAGACAUAACGACGACUGUCGCUGCUUCUCAAUGCCAAAAACUGUGGUUCUGGAA
Molecule: messenger RNA, 2112 nt
Organism: Musa acuminata AAA Group (dessert banana)
Lineage: Eukaryota; Viridiplantae; Streptophyta; Magnoliopsida; Zingiberales; Musaceae
Product: pollen-specific leucine-rich repeat extensin-like protein 2
Exons: 3
Coding region: 130-1779 (549 amino acids)
Source: RefSeq, a predicted model, not a curated record